AGUUUCUUCUGACCUCACGAAGCUUUCACUUCAGAUUUGCUUGUCCAAAAUGGCGGAAGCUGCGAAAAAUCAAUUACCUUCAGGUUAUGACGAGGACUUUGUGAACGUUGUUGAGGAAGAUUUUCAGUGCUCAAUAUGUCAUUUGCCGCUUAAGGAACCUGUUCAAACGAGAUGUGGCCACAGAUUUUGUAAAGAAUGCCUCGAGGAACAUUUGAUAAGGCAGGGAGUUCAAGACCAACCAUUAACUUGUCCAGCAGACAGGGAGGGUCUGGACCGAGACCGGGAUGUCUUCCCUGAUAAAGCAACAGAAAGGAAGAUUCUUUCUUUCGCCAUCAAAUGUCCAAAUGAAGGUUGCGACUGGAAUGGUGAACUGAGGAACAAAAAGGAACACUUGGUAUCUUGUGUUUUCAAACUUGUCUUUUGUACCAACGAAAACUGUCACGUGAGGAUGCAAAGGAAGGAUCUGGAGGAACACGUUACUAUGAUAUGUCAGUGGAGAAUCCUUGAAUGUGAUCACUGCAAUGAGCCACACCCAGAGUAUAAGAUGCAGGAUCACAUUGUACAGUGCAGCAAGUUUCCAGUAGCUUGUCCCAACAUUUGUGGACGUUCAAUUCCCAGGGAAAUGAUUCCAAAUCACACCGAAAGCGAUUGUCCUCUGACGAUAAUCUCCUGUCCUUAUGUAAAGACUGGCUGCGAAAUAAAGCUUCAGCGGAAACAAGUGGAAUCUCAUCUUCAAUCCGCCACAAGCCUUCAUCUGGAAUUAGCGUGUGUAAAGUUCGAAAGCACAGAAGUUAGGUUAACUAGCACAGAAGCUAAGUUAUAUGAAACCCAAGUUAAGCUAUACAACACGGAAAAAACAACAAGGAAACUGUUAAAGAAACUGGAUAUACUCCAGAGACAAUUUGAAAACAAAUUAGGUGAGGGACAAUUGAAUGCAUCUGAAGAGAAAGUAGUUAUGGUAAAAACGGAAAGAGCUGAUUGCCCAUCAGAGUUUGUUUGGAAUAUUACCGAUUUUAGUGAAAUCUUAAGACAAGCGAAGGCCGAAGAAAAGGAAAUGAUAGAAAGUGUCCCAUUCUACACAGACCGCCAUUGCUACAAGUUACAAGUAAGGGUAUAUCCUAAUGGCAUUACGUUUGGCAAACAUACUCACCUGUCGGUGUACAUUAUUGUAAUGAAAGGUGAAUAUGAUGCUAUAUUACCGUGGCCUUUCAAAAAGAAAAUAAAAUUCACAAUAAUUGAUCAACAGGAAGAUCUAACCGAACGGCAAAAUGCCGUUAAGAGGUUAUUUCCAGGCAAUCACCCACGGUGCUUUGCAAGGCCUAUUAACGAAAAUAACAAAACUCGGGGUUUUGCCCAAUUUAUUUCUCACGAUAAACUUCAUUCAAGGCGUUAUCUGCUGGAUGACACUCUGUUUCUUCAGGUUAAAGUUGGACCUUAAUUAAUCCAGUUGACUUUUGGAGAUUUCGCCGAGUUAACAUAUAUUAAUUUUAUCAAAAGUUAGGUAUAAGGCUGUUAAAACUAUUUUUUACUCUAAUCACUCCGAUGAUGAUCUUAUUGAUCUUAUGGAAACGUUUUGAAAAAUUAUUUUCGAAAACGUUGUUUGCAAUCUGUUACAAUCAUUUAUCUGUUUCCUUUUUGUGAAUACCCGGUAUUCAUUGGGAUCUCCGGUGAGAAAAGUGGCCCGACUUCAAUGCCUUCCCCUAUACAUGUGACGUCAAGACAGUUUUUCCCACCUGCCGAGUGCUGAUUGGAUGGGUCAAAUUUCAGAGGCGCCUCUAAUAUGCGAGAGUAUUUCUGCUAGAACUGCAAACGCUAUAAAUUGAUUUCAGGUCAAUGUAAGAGCUUGUAUGUAAUUUUAAACUUUGUAACACUUACGAAGAAUAAAGACGACGAAAAGUUACUUUC
This is a messenger RNA of Orbicella faveolata, 1905 nucleotides long. Its product is annotated as TNF receptor-associated factor 6-like. Lineage: Eukaryota; Metazoa; Cnidaria; Anthozoa; Scleractinia; Merulinidae. The record is from RefSeq and is a predicted model, not a curated record. Gene Ontology annotation, cellular component: plasma membrane signaling receptor complex. Gene Ontology annotation, biological process: regulation of canonical NF-kappaB signal transduction; regulation of apoptotic process; signal transduction. Gene Ontology annotation, molecular function: zinc ion binding; ubiquitin protein ligase binding; tumor necrosis factor receptor binding.